AUGUUAAUAUUAGGCACCUUUUUCUUAUUAUUUUCUAAAUCACUAAUCAAUUCUUCCGAACUUCCAUCAACUUCCACAAAAAUCGAUCCAAAUACAAUCUUAGUUUUGUUCGGAACUCGACACGGAAAUCGAAAUCCGGAGGAUUUUUUGCCAGGAAAUUCGAGAAGUUGGGGAUUUGAAGGAGUUGCUGAAUUGACAUCGUUUGGGAAGAGGCAAGGAUAUGGAUUAGGAGUUGAGAUGAGGAAAUUUAUUGGGAAUUUGGUAAUAAACUCAAGCCUAAGCCUCAGCUCAAGAUGAAAAUAUUUGCAGACUUCCCGUAACUUCAAUACAACCGAAGCCCAAUAUUUCUCAAGCACAGCGAAUCGUUGUCAAAUGACCAUUCAAACAGUCACCGCCGCACUUCAUAUCCCUGAAACAUGGGGAGAUUGGGACACAAAAACAAAUUGGUCCCCGGUUCCAUACACAACUAAUGAUCCAUUAUUACGAAUGUACUCGGUGAAAGAAUGCACAAAUAGUGAUAAAGUAUGGGCACUAAUUCUAAAUGAUCAAUUGGAUCAAUUGCAAGAAUUAAAACGAGAUAGUGCGAGAGAGUUGGCGUAUUUCCAAGCGAAUACGGGGUGGAAUAUGUCGAAUUUGGAAAAAGCUGCUGAUUUGGCUGAUAAUUUGAUUGAAAUUGUGAGUUGAACUGAUUGCAGGUUAGAUAAGGAUGUUGGACUUUCAUUAGGGGUUUUGAAAAAUCGUUUUUCAGGAUCUCUACAAUGCCACAUAUCCAAACUGGAUUGAACAUCCAACACUUUCCGGUUACAACAGCGCCACUCUCAAAGCCAAAAUUCGUUCCUUCUGUAAGUCUUCUGGACUCUAAUGUUUUUUUAAUUUAAAACAUUUUUUUCAGCCGAGGUUCAUUCAUUUGCUUGCGCUAAUUAUUAUGCACCAUGUCGAUCUUUGAUGGCUGGACUUUGGUUGAAUGAUUUGAUCACAAGGUUGGAGGCAGCAAAUUCAGGAAAUUCACUGAAAAUUGUUGGAUACGCUUCGGUAAAUUAUAGAUUUCGAUCUCUAUUCUGAAAUUAAUUUUCUUCCAGCACUCCCAAACCCUAUUAUCUGUCAUGAAAUUAUUAGGAAUCGAAAAAGAGGAACUCACAACAUCUGCUGGUUUUGUAAUCGAAUUCAAAAAAGUUCCAAAUGCUUCUAUUCGAAUUCUGAAUCAUGAUCCAAAUCCAAUUGAUCAACAUGUUAUUUAUCCCUCAAUUUUAUCCAAAGAUCUUCAAAAAAUCACCAGAAUUUCGAAUGGAUUUAUACCACUGACAGAGUUUGUGGAACUUGUGAAGAAUAGAGCAUUUUCAGAUUGGAAAUCAGAAUGUAGUGUUGUGACAAGUGAAAUUCGAUCGAGAAAAGCUGUUUGUCUUUUUCAAACAUCGCAAACGGUUUGA
Caenorhabditis angaria is the source of this 1427-nucleotide messenger RNA. Lineage: Eukaryota; Metazoa; Nematoda; Chromadorea; Rhabditida; Rhabditidae. The record is from the annotation of a GenBank genome assembly.